Messenger RNA from Lampris incognitus (smalleye Pacific opah), 4494 nucleotides. Its product is annotated as RNA-binding protein Musashi homolog 2. Gene Ontology annotation, molecular function: RNA binding. The record is from RefSeq and is a predicted model, not a curated record. The transcript is spliced from 15 exons. Bases 87 to 1310 code for a protein of 407 amino acids. Gene Ontology annotation, cellular component: cytoplasm. Lineage: Eukaryota; Metazoa; Chordata; Actinopteri; Lampriformes; Lampridae.
UCAUAGCGGGGCUUGCGUUUCUGCUGCCGUAUCUGUGUGUGUGUGUGUCUGUUUCUGUAGUUCCAGCCUAUAGUUUUGGUUAGAUAAUGGAAGGAGACGGGAGUCAAGCCACAUCUGGAAGCCUAAACGACUCACAGCAUGACCCGGGUAAAAUGUUUAUCGGUGGCCUCAGCUGGCAAACCUCACCAGACAGCCUUAGAGACUAUUUUAGUAAAUUCGGAGAAAUACGAGAAUGUAUGGUGAUGAGAGACCCCACGACAAAGCGUUCCAGAGGAUUUGGGUUUGUUACGUUUACAGAUGCUGCCAGUGUAGAUAAAGUCUUAGCUCAACCACACCACGAAUUAGACUCAAAGACGAUUGAUCCUAAGGUUGCCUUUCCCCGUCGUGGCCAGCCUAAGAUGGUCACAAGAACAAAGAAAAUAUUCGUGGGUGGAUUGUCAGCCAACACAGUAGUGGAAGAUGUGAAGCAGUAUUUUGAACAGUUUGGGAAGGUUGAUGACGCCAUGCUCAUGUUUGACAAAACUACCAACAGACAUAGAGGAUUUGGUUUCAUAACUUUUGAGAGUGAAGACAUCGUAGAGAAAGUCUGUGAAAUUCAUUUUCAUGAAAUCAAUAAUAAAAUGGUAGAAUGUAAGAAGGCCCAGCCCAAGGAGGUGAUGUUCCCGCCAGGUACACGAGGGCGUGCCAGGGGUCUGCCCUACACCAUGGAUGCCUUCAUGCUGGGGAUGGGCAUGCUGAGUUACCCUAACAUUGUGGCAACAUAUGGCCGUGGAUACACUGGAUUCGCCCCUAGCUAUAGCUACCAGUUCCCUGGCUUCCCAGCAACGGCAUAUGGACCAGUGGCAGCGGCGGCAGUAGCAGCAGCGCGUGGCUCAGGUAGGGGGGCCCGUGGAAGAGGCGGCUACAUGGCGUACCCACAGAACGCAGGGCCAGGCCUCCCCGAUUAUGGGUUUUACUCUGCGCCCAGUGACCAGCGGGGGGGGCCCUGCUCCUUUGCUGACUAUGGCUCCCUGGGGCCCCAGGCGGCUCAGAUGCUGCACAGUGAGCAUGCCACCUCUGCCUGCAACUCCCCCCUCCAGCACCUACACAGCCCGGAUCAGUUUAAGAGCCCAGGCACUAACCCCUCAAGGCCCGGAGGCUUCCCAGGUGCCAACAGUCCAGGUCCUGUGGCUGAUCUGUAUGGGCCUAGUAGCCAGGAUUCAGCUGUGGGCAACUACAUCAGUGCUGCUAGCCCUCAGCCUGGCUCUGGCUUUGGCCCUAGCAUCACAGGCCCGUUGAUUGCGACAGCUUUUACAAAUGGAUACCAUUGAACAGGUGGCCGGUUAUCUCAUCAGAGCAGAGUAUAUCUGGUGGUCCAGGAAAGACAGGCCGAAGUUUCUAAUUGGCUUUGUAUGCAGGUGAUGUCGUCCAACUUCAAGCACUACAGCAUCACCAAGGCAAAAAGAAUGAAGGUGGAACCAUAUGAAGAAGAAAAGAAAAAAGUUAGUCAUCUCAGAAAAAAAAACAACAACUGCUGUACUAUAUUCUAAACCUCCUAUAACUUACCAACCUGGUUUGGUAUAUGAUGUGUUUCACAUCGAUUUCAUUCACCUGUUUCCUUUUACUAGAGUUUUACUUAGUUUUAGAGGGUCGUUUUAGUUUAACCAUGCUGUCAUUUAAUUUUACCUUAUAGUAUACCUGUGUAAAUGGAUUUUGUUUCACUGUGGGGGUUAUAGCCAAGAAUAUUUACAAGUCAUGUCUUCACCUUUGUAUCAAUGGUAGUAAAGGAUAGACGAUUGGAGAUUCAAGUGUGUCUUUGCACAAAAAAAACUUCAAAGUGAAAAGACUUGAAGAAACGUUAAUUUCGAAUGAAAAUAGAGGGUAUCCAAGUAAUAAAUCUUAGUAGCUGUUUUAAUUCUUGUGACGUCUCAUUGUUAACCAUAAUUACCUAUUUUUGGGCAAUACAAAGAGGACUCCAAUAUUUUUAUGGUCCUUUUUUAUAAGUGUUGUUUUUGUUGUUUAGAAAAUAUAUAAAUAUAUAUAUAUAAAUAUAUAUAUAUGCUAUAACAAAUUUCAUAUAACGACAUUGUGAAUUGAAACUUGAGAAAAAGAAAUGUAGCUGUACAUAUUAUUCCAGUCACAGUAUAUAACCAACUCAGUGAGAGAAUAGCAUAUUUUUGUGAUGGUGUGUCAAAGAAAAUGUUAUAGCUAUGAAUAGGGAAAAAAAAGAAGCUGUAAACAGUUAUUGUUAUACUUUUUCGGCUGGAAGACAGUAACCACCCCAGUGUAAAACAGAACAUACUUGCUCUGUAAAUACUCAAGCUGAAUAAUUUUACAAGUGUCAUACCAGCAAAUUUUCAAAUGGUGAGUAAGUAAGCGCAGUUUUAAGAAAUAAAACAUACUGAUUGGUAUCUGUUGUCUAACCGAUGAGAUAUCAAUAUUGUCUCAAAGGAAAGAGAGCGGCAAUUUAAUCCAAAGCACACUGUACUUAGUAGUGGAGAUCAGAACUUGAACCAGGCAUUUCACAGUGCUCUGUACACAUCCUGACACUUUUAUACUUUUGAGAGAAGACUCGACUUGUUUGCUGUAUGUUACUGUUCUUUUCAUCCUGCUUGUUCAUUUCAGGACACAUUAUGUGAGCCCCCUGCUGGAGCCUUCAUGUAAUACUUGUCCUCUGAAUCGGUUUAUUUUGAAUGAAUUAAGGAAAGUCAACGUUUUGAUGCCAUACCUCAGCCCUGUGACUUCUCUUGUGGGAUCAUUGGCAGGUUUGAUUUGUUCUAAAGGCAAAAUCAGUGAAAACAAUUGAGGGGUAAAGCGAGUAAUCGUUGCACUGUGAGUAGUUAAGUACAGGCCAAUUUCCAUUUGCACAUGUAUAUGAUGGCUUUUUAAAACGGUCCUGUGCUUUGGGUAGAGUAUGAAGGAUUUUGGGGUAACCGUAUGCUCGACUAGACAUACAGCUGAUAGUUCUGAGGUGAGUAAACAACUUAUUAAGUAGUAAUUGAUAAAGUCCAGUGCAUUGAGGCAAUGCCUCUGGAUUUCAUCACACCUUAGACCCAUCUAAACUAUUUAUACCAAGUCGUUAUAAGACACUGAAUUUCUCUGUUUGAUCUGAGUUGCUGCGCUAAAUGCUACAGGAUGUUUGAGCGAGAGUCUCCCACUCGGACACGGAGGGACAUUUGGUAAUAUGCUCCAAAGCGCAGUACGUUUUUUAAAGAUGUUGACGGAGCGAGUGGUAUGUACUCUUAAAAACUUUACCUGCUGCAAAAAUGUGUUUGUCGUUUCAUAUUUACCCGGUUUUUUGUCUCAUUACUACUAGGUCUUUUGUUCCAGCCAGGUAAAGGAAAAUGCUGGAUGCUUUUAAAGUAAACGAUACGGAGGUGUGAUCAAGUAAUAAUUUAAAGAAUAACAGAAGAAAAAAAAGAAAAAAAAACUCUUGUAAUGUUCAAAUGUAAAAGGAAAAAAAAGAAAUACAAAACUAUAAAAAAAAAGAUGCUUCUUUGCUGGUUUCAAUUUUAAUCAGAAGGUUUUAUUGAUACUUUGUCGUUUAAUAUGAAUAAUUGUAAUAUACUAUUAAAAUGUACUGUGCAUCAAUUGAUUUCUCUCUUUCCAUUUGCCAUCACCAGAUUCCCUGCGGUCUUUAGUUGGGUCAUCCAUGUAUCUCGGUAGUGUGUAAAGAGACCCUGUUCACCUUGUAAAACAGAGUGCUUUGAUAGCCGUGUAGUGGUCUAUGCUCUUGGUUGUUCUCCCUUGCUCUACCUCUCCUUUCUGUCAUAGGUAUCCCUCUCCCUCAUGCUCUUUUCUAUCUGCUGUAAUUACGAGUAGAUGUUAUGUAGGCCUAAUUACUAUAAUAAUUGUAGUUACUAGUGGAUUUAGGACCAGUAAAGGGUUAGGGGUUUAGAUAGAACUUUAUCUACCUGAUCACGUUAUCCUGUUUUGCAAGCAGUUAUUUUGAUAGAGGCUCCUUGUAAUUUAUACCCUGUAUGUUUUUAUUUUCCUGGGUUUUUUUUUUUGUUUUGUUUUUGUUUUUGUUUUUUUUGCUGGCUUUGUUUUAUCACUUUCACAUGGUUUCAGCUAACCAAAGCUCUCAUGGAUGGACUAUAGAGAAACAGUUGCUGUAAGAUGGUAUUGUACACAAGGCAUUAUUUGGAUCCCCACCCUUGAAUGUUUUAAAAGGGGUGUGCCAUACUACCUUAAAUGCUAAUGCUAGAUAUGCAAAACUUUUAUUUUUGAUUAUAUUUUAAGAGGGACACAAGCUAUAAUUAUGAAAAAAAGGUUUUAUGUAAAAAAAAAUCAUAUUUUUUUAAAAAAUUCUAACAUACCAAUGAUGGUCACGAUAGUAAUGAUAUCAAUCAUAGUACUGUUUAGAAUAUCCUGUGAUAUCUUUUAAAGUUUGUACACUUUGGAAAUAUCCCAGAUGCCUAUGGCACAACUAUUUUUGGAUAAUACCGUUUUUGAUCUUACUCUGACUUUCUUUUUUCUUUCUCGAAAUUUUUACGAAUACUUUUUAAUAUCACA